CAAUUGCAAAAACCCUGCAAAGCCCGGCCCCGCGGAAGGAAUGGUUUCAGAGCUGUUUGUUUCUUUUUGAUACUGGAGCUCUGGUUGUUCUGGCUUUUACUCCUGUGUGUGGCCAGACAACCCCAAAAGCAGUUUAGAGCGACGGGGACCAGAGGACGCAGGCAACCGAAAGGAUGAGAUGCCUCCUGGACUUGCUCCUCCUGCUGCCAUUUCUAAUCAUCUUUUCCUUAGAGUCGUUCGUCAAGCUUUUUAUUCCUAAGAAGAGAAAAUCAGUCGCUGGAGAAAUCGUCCUCAUUACUGGAGCUGGACAUGGAAUUGGGAGGCUAACUGCUUUUGAAUUUGCCAAACUUAAAACCAAACUGGUUCUCUGGGAUAUCAACAAGCAUGGCAUUGAAGAAACAGCUGCUGCUUGCAGGAAACUGGGUGCCCAGGCUCAUCCCUUUGUGGUGGACUGCAGCAAGCGAGAAGAGAUUUACAGCACUGCAAUGAAGGUAAAGGAAGAAAUUGGAGAUGUUAGUAUUCUCAUAAAUAACGCUGGUGUUGUCUAUACAUCAGAUUUGUUUGCUACACAGGACCCUCAGAUUGAAAAGACUUUUGAAGUCAAUAUCCUUGCACAUUUUUGGACUACAAAGGCAUUUCUUCCAGUGAUGAUGAAGAAUAAUCAUGGCCAUAUUGUCACCGUGGCAUCAGCAGGGGGGCACACAGUGGUUCCCUUCUUACUGGCUUACUGUUCCAGCAAGUUUGCCGCUGUUGGAUUUCACAGAGCUUUGACUGAUGAACUGGCUGCCUUAGGAAGAACAGGAAUCAAAACAUCAUGCCUCUGCCCUAACUUUGUAAACACUGGCUUCAUCAAAAACCCAAGUACCAAUUUGGGACCCACCCUGGAGCCUGAGGAGGUGGUAGAGAAGCUCAUGAAUGGCAUCCUGACCGAGCAGAAAAUGAUUUUUGUUCCAUCUUCCAUAAAGCUUUUGACACUACUUGAAAGGGUCUUUCCUGAGCGGUUCCUGGCACUCUUAAAACAGAGGAUCAAUGUUAAGUUUGAUGCAGUUGUUGGAUACAAAGCUAAAUGACAAUAAGUACUUGAUUUUCUUGAAAGCUGAUUUAUCAGGUUUAAAGUUGAUUUCAUUUAAUAUUAAUCAGAAUUUCACUGUUUUAACUUUUCUUUUUCCUCAUUCUUUUUUCUUCAAUAUCUCCUUUUAAGGCUCUGACAGUACUCAUGAGAACUAAUUUCAUGCGAUAUAACCAAAUAGCCUUAAGAGUUAAUAUUAUAUAGAAAAUGAGGUAAAAAGGAACAAUUUCAUGACAAUAAUUUUCCCAGAUUUUGUAGCUCAUCACAAAGUUUCCAGAACUUGUACUAUGAAUUUUUAUUUAAGAUGUUUUUAAUUGUACUUUAUGUAAUCCACAUUUCCCCUUCUAUAUAAAAUUAGAAACUUUAACUUCUCAGGAUAUAAUUAAGCACCCUCUGUGUCUACUAUCAUUUCACAAUGGAUUUCAUGAGUUCUGAAAUGUUCCAUCCCACACCUCAGCACUGUUUCUUGAGAGUCCUUGCAUUCCAAAUGUCAGACAUUUCAGUCCAGGGAGGCUGGAGGUGGAUGCAGCGAGAUUUCAGCAGAAGUAUAAAUGAAUGUGCUUUCAAGUGGUGAUAAUAAAUGGACCAGAUUUCAGCUUCUGGUGUUUCCAUCUGUUGUAAACAGAACAUGGCUUAACCUUUAAGUUAAAGGAAGAUCAAUUUACAAUAAAAAAAUCUUUCCUUUU
Messenger RNA from Nannospalax galili (Upper Galilee mountains blind mole rat), 1755 nucleotides. It is a transcript of the gene Hsd17b11, whose product is annotated as hydroxysteroid 17-beta dehydrogenase 11. The coding region runs from base 174 to 1070 and encodes 298 amino acids. Gene Ontology annotation, molecular function: oxidoreductase activity, acting on the CH-OH group of donors, NAD or NADP as acceptor. The record is from RefSeq and is a predicted model, not a curated record. Gene Ontology annotation, cellular component: lipid droplet. NCBI's taxonomy places the organism in Eukaryota, Metazoa, Chordata, Mammalia, Rodentia, Spalacidae. The transcript is spliced from 7 exons.